UUCCAAUGUGAGCGUACGUUGUCCCAUUGCCUGUGAAUGCAACAUUUAUCGAGCACAAGAGGCAGAACAACAUGGCUACCGCUGCGGGCCGAUACUACGGAGAAGGCGGCAGAGCUACAAAACGACAGAAAACCGAGGACGGAGGGAUGACAACGGAGAGCUACGAUGAUCCCCAUAAACCCCUACCCUCGCCGGUUGUGCACAUCAGGGGCUUGGUUGAUGGUAUUGUGGAGACUGACUUGGUGGAAGCCUUGCAAGAGUUUGGAACAGUCAGUUCUGUGGUAAUGAUGCCCAAGAAGCGCCAGGCUUUGGUGGAGUUUGAGGACAUGAACGGAUCCUCCAGCGCUGUUACAUAUGCAGCCGAGAACAAGGUUUACAUUGCAGGGCACCCUGCCUUCAUCAACUAUUCCACGAGCCAAAAGAUCUCGCGGCCAGGAGACUCAGACGACACCCGGAGUGUGAACAAUGUGCUGCUCCUCACCAUCAUAAACCCCAUCUACCCUAUCACCACGGAUGUGUUGUACACCGUAUGUAACAACUGUGGUCCUGUACAGCGGAUUGUCAUCUUCAGAAAGAAUGGUGUUCAGGCCAUGGUUGAAUUUGACUCAGUCCAAAGUGCCCAGAGGGCCAAAGCCUCGCUCAAUGGGGCAGACAUCUAUUCUGGUUGCUGCACACUGAAAAUUGAAUAUGCCAAGCCGGCACGUCUAAAUGUCUUCAAGAAUGACCAGGACACAUGGGACUACACUAACCCUAACCUGGGUGGCCAAGAUGCUGAUGGUGAAGGCAAUUGGAACAGUUCACAAGAUCCAAAUGGGAAUCCUAACAAACGCCAGAGGCAACCUGCUCUUCUUGGGGACCACCCACCUGAUUAUGGUGGCCCUCAAGGAGGCUAUCACGGAUACAGUGAUGACAGUUACGGGCCGCCUCCUCCCCACCGAAUGGGGCCUGGUAUCGGGGGACGCGGUCGUGGCAAUCAGCGCUAUGGUGCUGGAUAUGGGCCUCCACUCCCCGAGUACGGCCCUCAUGCCGACUCACCUGUACUUAUGGUAUACGGUCUUGAACCCUCAAAGAUCAAUGCUGACAAGGUCUUUAACAUCUUCUGUCUCUAUGGCAAUGUGGAAAGGGUUAAGUUUAUGAAGAGCAAACCUGGAGCUGCAAUGGUGGAGAUGGGUGACUGCUAUUCUGUGGACAGGGCCAUUUCUCAUCUUAAUAACAACUUCCUUUUUGGACAAAAACUCAAUGUCUGUGUGUCCAAGCAGCAGGCUAUAGUACCAGGACAGAGCUACCAAUUAGAAGACAACAGCAGUAGCUUCAAGGACUUCCAUGGUUCUCGCAACAACCGCUUCACGUCACCCGAACAGGCAGCCAAGAACCGAAUCCAGCACCCCACAAAUGUCCUACAUUUUUUUAAUGCACAGCCUGACAUCUCUGAAGAGAUCUUCAACCAGGUCUGCGAUGAAUUGAGAAUUAAGAGCCCUUCGAGUGUGAAACUUUUCAGUGGGAAGAGUGAGCGAAGUUCAUCGGGCUUGCUUGAGUGGGAAUCCAUUAAUGAUGCCAUGGAAGCCCUGGCAAUGAUGAACCAUCACCAGAUGAAAAACCCCAGUGGACCUUAUCCUUACACUCUGAAGUUGUGUUUCUCAACCACUCACCAUUCCAGCAGCUAAAUGCAUCCCCUUCAAACAACGUCACAUUUGAUUUCUCUGCAUAAACUAUAAUCUCGUUCUGUUAUGUCCCAUUUAAGUAUUCACUCACUGUUGACACAAGUUAGGAUUGCUGUGCUUUAUUUUUUAAGUAUUUCUUUUUAGAUGUUACCAAGCCCACAAUCUGAAAUAUUUCAAUGUAAAUCCAGGCUUUUGUUUUCCAAUAAAGAUGGAAUUCACAUUGAAAAGUAAA
Molecule: messenger RNA, 1893 nt
Organism: Syngnathoides biaculeatus (alligator pipefish)
Lineage: Eukaryota; Metazoa; Chordata; Actinopteri; Syngnathiformes; Syngnathidae
Gene: hnrnpl
Product: heterogeneous nuclear ribonucleoprotein L
Exons: 14
Coding region: 72-1664 (530 amino acids)
Biological process (GO): regulation of RNA splicing; mRNA processing
Cellular component (GO): nucleus
Molecular function (GO): mRNA binding
Source: RefSeq, a predicted model, not a curated record